Notodromas monacha is the source of this 551-nucleotide messenger RNA. The record is from the annotation of a GenBank genome assembly. Lineage: Eukaryota; Metazoa; Arthropoda; Ostracoda; Podocopida; Cyprididae.
AAUUCUUUGAUUUUCACAGACUUGAUCGUGUUCGAGAGAAAAGUUAUUGACUGCGGUGGACGAUGAUCUAUAAAUUGUGUCGGAAGGAGUGAGUUGAAAGCCGACGGUGUUUCGCUGCUGGAAAACUGUGCAAAAAAAAGAAAGAGAGACGAAAGUUUGGCGAGGGAUUUAUUGCAACAUUUUUUUGGCGAGAAGUGAUGGGGAAAGUGUCGACAUUCGCGUUGCUUUGCCUUGUUGUGGCCGGGAUCGACGGUGUCGUGGGUGCCCAGGCCUGGGGUCGCCUGUCGGGUAAUGGCUACGACGGGGUUCUGGUGUCCGUUUCCGACCGGGUUCCCGAGGACCAGUGUCACCAGGUCAUCUCAAAUCUGAAGGUGAAGCAAGAAAUUGUGCGAACAAAGGAGUUGACCUUGCCCUUUUUACGACCCGACAAGAUUUCCUGCUGUUUAAAGGCGACCUUCUCCUUGCCCGAAGAAGAGAUUUUUUUGGCACAAGUCGAAGCGGUUCUGACUUUGUGGAUUUUGACAAAUGACUUUGCCCAUCAAUCAGGAUGA